Plasmodium fragile is the source of this 2775-nucleotide messenger RNA. RefSeq lists its product as uncharacterized. The record is from RefSeq and is a predicted model, not a curated record. The coding region runs from base 1 to 2775 and encodes 924 amino acids. NCBI's taxonomy places the organism in Eukaryota, Apicomplexa, Aconoidasida, Haemosporida, Plasmodiidae. Gene Ontology annotation, molecular function: protein binding. The transcript is spliced from 6 exons.
AUGAUUACCGAUUCGGAAGCCCCAACCUACAAUUUUAACAGCGAUGAUGAAGCGCCCUGCGAGUACCUGAACGAUAUCUAUGCAAUAAGUGAAGACACCUUUUCGUUUAAAAUUAUCAAACAGUUGGGGGAGGGCUACUACAGUCCCGGAAAUGGACACAAAGUAAAAAUAAUAUACUACGAACUAGGUUCCGAGGACAACAUCGUUAGUGCUAACGUAUAUUUAGGAAAGAACGACAAACUGCCCUAUAUUUGCGAAAUUGCUGCAAAGUGUAUGAAGCCAAAUGAAGUCUGUAUCAUUCAGGCCCCAAAGCUAUUUAAAAAAACAUUUAGCAACUCAGAAAAGAAGAACAAAUAUGAUAGGAAGGAAAACUUCAGGACAGAAUUUAAAAAGGCCCUAAGAUUUAAACAGAAGUGCGUCGAAAAAUACAUAAGCUAUUCCACCGUGGCAACCUUGAAAAGAAUGAGAAUAAGUUCAAACGAUGUAAAAUUGCUAGUGCGAAAAAGGAAAUUAAACAAUACUAACCGUGAUGAAAAGAGCGAUGUGACACAAAAAAGCGCGCCAAAUGAAGAACACAAAGGAGAAGACCCUCACAAGUGCUCAGAAUCUUUGACCAUAGAAGAUAUUAACAAUGUAAGGUAUAAAUUUUUAAAAGAGGAAGAACUGUGUACAUACGUUGUGUAUUUGAAGGAAUAUAACCGAGUCGACAUUCUGAAUGAUGAUAAAACCAUAAUAAAGGAAGUCAUGCGAGAAGGGAAAGGAAUUGUUACGCCCAAAAAAAAUGAUUACAUUGAUUUUUUUAUACAAGAUGGAAAGAAGGGAGAAUUUAUUCACACCACCCUGGAGGAACAUAAUUUAAAGUACAGAGGGAUUUUCAAAAUUUUGCAAAAUAUGAAAAAAAAAGAAAUGUCCAAAAUUGUUCUUAAAGGUUUGGAAUGUCUCCACAUCUACCAAUCCGCGCAAAACACACACAUAGAAAAACAUCAGCCAAAUGGCCAGGAUAAAAAUGCAAAAGACACGCAAAAGGGUAACACUUAUGUAUGCCACGAUGACAAGCAGAAGGACAUCGUGGAAGAGACAAACUUGUCCAACCUUGAAACAAAUCAAGUGAAACAAAAUCAUGGUGAUACAAAAGAGGGAAAGGAAGUCGAUCUCCAUAUCACAGACGAAUUAUCCAAACAGAAGAAAGAAUUAAUUAUAGAAUUAGUGGACUUUAAAAAGUCCAAACGGGUUAAUUUUUCUUCAAUUAUCAACAUGAACCAAACGGAAAAGCUACUAUUUUACGUGUCCGAAGAUGGAAAAAAUAAAAGCCUAAACAAACCAAUCAUUGACACCGAUUGUGAGUUGAUAAUCCAUUUAAGUAUCAAUAAUGAUAAGGACAGCAGGGAAGGCAAAAGAAUGCAUUUGCCCAUUCAUUUAUGGAAGAACAAUGCUAGUAUUAAAAAACGAAAGGCAUUUUUUCUUUUUUCCUACGGGUCAUGCUUCACGACUCCUAUCUGGUUUUAUGAAUGCUUCAAGGGGCUAAAGGAGGGAGAUGAAGUAAUCAUUCCUUUGUCAAAAAACAGGAAUAUUUUUUCGGAGAACCAGUUUUGUUACCAUUUAAUUUUUGAGGAAACCGGUCAAGGGCAGGAAGUGCAAAACCCGCACGAUAGCAAAGGUGAAGUUGAAGAUGAUACUCAAAGGAAUAAUGGCGUACACAACCACAGAAAAAAGUCAACCCCAAAUGACAACCCUCACUUAAGAAAAAGGAUCCAUUCGGGGAGGAAAUCAUCCAAAAUAAAGGACCGACAAUUUGUCCAGCGCAUGAUUUCCAACCGAAACAAUGGAAAAGGCUUCUUUCUGAUAGAUGGCUUGAAGAAAAAUCAAGUGAAUCGUUUUUGUGAAGGUUUUUUCUCUUCGCAAACGUCCCUAAUCGAUGGAACUCACGAUGAGGCGGAAUCCACAAAAUUGCCCUUUCAUUAUAGUUCUUUCCAAAAAGUCAGGCGCAAAAAAUUUUACAAAAGUGUAGCAAACAUUCAAAAAAGGGAAAAACUUACCAUGAUGAAGCAUCAGCUGAGUAGACCACUUUACGCAGAUAGCUCGUCACAAGAGUGUAUCUCAAAAAAGGAUGAACAGAAAAGACAAAAAAAAACGGAUAAUUUUUCAUUCUUUAAAAGAACCCUAAAAAAUGUGUACUUUGAAAAAUCUUUUUACGAAAAAGAUGCCAUUUUAAAAAUAACAAUUGUUAAACUUAUUUGUAAAAAGAAAGACCCAUGGAAUAUGAACAUGUCAGAACAAAUUGAGUACCUAAAAAUUUACAACAAAAUGGGCAAUGUGUUUAUGAAAAAAAAAUUACACUAUGCAGCUUCACUUCAAUACAUAAAAGGUUUCGAUAUAUUCCGAUUUUCCAAAAUUUACAAGUUAAUUUUUGAGGAAAAGAAAAUAAAUGUGUCAAAUUUAACCAGUGAUGAAAUGGCCAAGGAGCUCCUACUGCACACGGAAAAGAUACUAACCAAUUUGGCUAUUUCUCACUACAAAUUAGGAAACUACAAUGAAUGCGUUAAAUAUGCAGAAAACGCUGCCACCAUAAAUCCAGAAAAUGUUAAAUGCAUUUAUUGGAAACAUAUGGCAUAUUUGCAGCAAAAUAAAUAUCACCAAAUCAUAAAAAAUUUGAACAAUACUUUUUGCCUCAACAAUUUAACACUGCUGAAGUUGUACAACACCGCACGCGUAAUAAAGAAGAAACAGGACGCCCAUUUUAAUUCACUUUUUUACGCCAUGUACGAUCAGAAGUGA